CUAUCACCAUUGUAUUUUCGUCUCGGUCAUGUCUGCAUCAGCUCGGUUAUGCUAAGCUGCGCUGCUUUUCGAAUCAAAAUCCACGUGUCUGGGUGUUAUUUUUUUUUUUUAUCAUUUAGGCACAUUUAUGCAGCUGUACCGUCCAUAUUACAAAGACGAAGAUGACAUCUAAACUGAAAGCUGGGAAGGUCGGCUCAAAGAACAAGGAGGAUGCUCCUUAUGAGCUGGAGAGUCAGUUUAUCCUGAGGCUUCCUACGGAGUAUGCCUCGACAGUAAGAAGGAUUGCCCAGUCAAGCAGUAUGAACAUGAAAGACAGACUCACCAUAGAGUUGCACCCUGAUGGUCGUCAUGGCAUAGUGAGAGUAGACCGCGUCCCUUUGGCCUGCAAACUGGUGGAUCUGCCCUGUAUGAUCGAGUCCCUAAAAACGGUGGACAAGAAGACAUUUUACAAGACUGCUGAUGUCUGCCAGAUGCUGGUAUGUACACUAGAUGGAGACCUUUACCCUCCUUUAGAGGAACCAACUGGAACAGACCCUAAGAGCAAGAAGAAGGACAAAGACAAGGACAAGAAAUUUGUCUGGAACCAUGGCAUCACCUGCCCUCUGAAGAACACACGCAAGAGGAGAUUUCGGAAAACGGCGAAAAAGAAGUACAUUGAAUCCCCUGAUGUGGAAAAAGAAGUGAAGAGACUGCUGAGCACCGACGCCGAGGCUGUCAGUGUCCGAACCUCCUGCUGUUUUCCCGCAGUAAUGGAGUAUCAGGUGCAGAUCAACGGCAUCAAGGCCAAGCUCCAGGAAACCCGCGCACGGAAGAAACAGCAGGAGGAGCUCAUCAUGAAAGUGGAAAACCAGGCUCUCAAAAACCGCUUCCAAGCUUUGUUGGAUGAGAUUAUUCAGCAGGAGGAGCGUGAGAUGGAGCAGCUGGCCUCCCUGCAGGAGCAGCUGGACUCACUGAUCGAGAAGUGACCACCAGGGGGCAGCCUCAUGUCAUCUUCAGCCACACAUACACACACGUGAGGAAGAGGAGGAGAAGCCUUCAUCCAGGAAGGAGGGAGUCUUUAUUAGCUGACUUGCUGUGUCAUUCCUUUCAGUUUGUCUUGCCAUACAUUAUUCACACAGCAUACUGAUUUAUGUAUUAAAAGACAGUUUUUAUUAGGUUGACAGAAUUUGUUUGUUACUGUAUGAUUUAAAUAUUUGGUUUCAACUGUGAAUAUUUUUACUUGUCAUCGUGAAGCUAAAUGUUCUCUCAGACGAAACACCUUCUUUGUAUUUCAUUUCAUUCUUUUCAUGAAGAAUAAAUUACAGUGAUACGAGUAUCAAA
Epinephelus lanceolatus (giant grouper) is the source of this 1320-nucleotide messenger RNA. NCBI's taxonomy places the organism in Eukaryota, Metazoa, Chordata, Actinopteri, Perciformes, Serranidae. The record is from RefSeq and is a predicted model, not a curated record.